CCGACCACAUCACAACGAUUAGCAAGCGGACCAUCAAUUUCUAGCGCAUCUAUCCAUCCAUCAAACUGCGACGCAAACAUUCUAUCUGACAGCACUAGCAGAGGCUGGUUCAGCGACAACAAUGGCGUUCGUGCCGAUCUGCGUGCAGUGCGGGACGAGGAGCAACCCGUGCCGGUGCAAGGUGGUCGGCCCGACGCUGGGAUUCGUGGCGCUCGUCGUGGCCGGAGUGGUGGAGUGGCCGCUGGGUGCUGCCGUGUACCUUUUCCGCCACCGCAAGGGCCGCCGCAUCAUGGGUCACCCGGCCAGGGUCGUGUACCCUCGCGUCACCGGCGCAAUCCCCAUCUAAUCGACCGCAGCAUCUUCGUCUUCGGUGGUGAUCUGUCACGAGGUACCGCCGUUGGCUUGUCAAGCUGUGUCAUGUAAUCUGGGAGAUUCGUCUCCCCGACUUUCAGCGUUUGUUUAAUAAAGCGAGGUUUUUGUUGUUGUAGUAUUUGCAAGGCUUCGCCGUGGUUGUACCAAAUAUUUGUUCGUCGAUGUAAAGUAGAGUAGCCUUUUUGGUUACCCCGAGUGCUGUGUAAUAGCAUCGAUCAACUUGACUCCUCUUUUCGGAAAAUGCUCUUUAU
Messenger RNA from Triticum aestivum (bread wheat), 623 nucleotides. RefSeq lists its product as uncharacterized. The transcript has a single exon. NCBI's taxonomy places the organism in Eukaryota, Viridiplantae, Streptophyta, Magnoliopsida, Poales, Poaceae. Bases 122 to 346 code for a protein of 74 amino acids. The record is from RefSeq and is a predicted model, not a curated record.